UUAGAUUCCUCUCCCUGGCUGUCCUCUGCUGCUGUUUGUGAAUGAGACUCAGUUUCUGAAUGGAGUAGCUGGGGGCUCUGGCUGGCUCAUCAGGGGAAGCAGUAUUGGCCAUGAGAAGGAGAGGGGGACGGGUUGUCUUUGCUUCCUUCCUCCCUCUCUGCUGCUUUUGAGGAAUAAGGACUGCGAGACAGACAAGCGAGAGAUGGAGGCUGCAGGAAGGAGAUUCAUUUUCUAAAAAGAAAAUACAAAUGAAGAGAGGGAAUUGAUCGUCUCAUGCUAACUAUAUUCAGGAAGCAACAGCAGGGGGAUCUUGCAAAGGCAGAGAAGAAAAGCCCAGGCGGAUUGAGCCACAGUGUGGCGAGAUUGCAAGCAGAUCUUGUGGGGGGAAUGAAACUUCCAGAGCAGCUGUUUUUUUUACCCCCUUCUUGUGUGUGCAAUUUUCUGUACCCUGCAAAAGCUUUAAUGAAACCGAGGAAGAACUAAAAGAGCCCGACGUUUGCAAAGAAACCAAAAGAAUCGUUGCAAUUUAAGAGGAGACAAAACUGAACUUUAAUUUAUUUUUUCUUUCCAGUUGCAUCAGCUUUUCGGGGGAAGGGAUCACUGCAUUAACCUUUCCCCCUCCAAGUGUGUGGCUAAUCUGCAAGAGAGACUAAUGGGUGCUCCCUGGGACCUCAGGAGCAGCGUCCCUAGUUGAGCGGGGUACUUGAGGGGCCCCUGGCUGGGAGGGAGGGAGGCCAGCUGCCCCCUCCGGGGUGUUGGCUGGGGGAAAAGGGGCCGGUUUGCUGGUUUUGAGUCAGGCUGGUCGAUGCUUGAAAGCCCUGGCUUAAAAACUCCGAAGAAACAAGCAGCAGCAGCCGCCGCCUCCUCCUCAGCAGUUUUCAAGCAGGAGGAGCUGCGGCAGCAGGAUGGCCGCAGAGCUGAGCCCGGAGGAGGAGCAGGCCACGAAGCAGUUCCUAGAGGAGAUUAACAAGUGGACUGUGCAGUACAAUGUGUCUCCGCUUUCCUGGAACGUGGCCGUCAAGUUCCUCAUGGCUAGGAAGUUUGAUGUCCUCCGAGCGAUUGAACUGUUCCACUCCUACAGAGAAACUCGGUUGAAGGAAGGAAUUGUGAAGCUGAAACCUCAUGAAGAACCUCUGCGCUCUGAGCUGCUCAGUGGGAAAUUCACCAUCCUAAAUGCGCGGGACCCCUCCGGAGCCUCUAUCGCCCUCUUCACCGCCAAGUUACAUCAUCCCAAUAAAAGCGUCCAACAUGUGGUGCUCCAGGCGCUGUUCUAUCUGCUGGACAGAGCUGUGGAGAGCUUUGAAACGCAGAGAAACGGCCUGGUGUUCAUCUACGACAUGGCGGGCUCCCACUAUACCAACUUCGAGCUGGACCUGAGCAAGAAAAUCCUCAACCUGCUGAAGGGAGCCUUCCCAGCUCGUCUCAAAAAGGUGUUUAUUGUGGGUGCCCCGAUGUGGUUCCGAGUCCCCUACUCCAUCAUCAGCCUCCUGCUGAAAGAGAAGCUCCGAGAAAGGGUUCAGAUGGUGAAGAUGUCAGAGCUGAAGGAACACCUGCCCCGGGAAUGUCUCCCCGAAUACCUGGGGGGAUCUCUCAAGCUGGACCCUCUCAGCUGGAACUGCGGGUUCCUCCCCCAGCAGAAUGGCCAUCCAGACCCGUUGGAUGAGCUGAUCCUGGUACCGCUGGUUUCCCCACGAGAUAAUGGCUCAGUGCAUGUUCCAGGACCAAAGUGCAUGACUGUCCAUCAACUGAAGGACCAUGUGAACCGAAAGCAGAAGAGGGGAAUCUAUGAGGAGUACGAGGACAUCCGGCGCAGGAGUCCUGCGGGGACCUUCAUCUGCUCCCUGGCUCCGUAUAACCAGGAGAAGAACCGUUAUGGGGACGUGCCGUGCCUGGACCAAACUCGAGUGAAGCUGACCAAGCAGUACAGCCGCUCCGAGCUGACAGACUACAUCAAUGCCAGCUUCAUGGAUGGCUAUAAGCAAAGGAAUGCUUACAUUGGUACUCAAGGACCUCUGGAAAACACGUAUUGUGACUUCUGGCGCAUGGUGUGGGAGCAAAACGUUCUGGUGAUUGUCAUGACAACCAGGCUUGAGGAGGGAGGCCGGAGGAAGUGUGGCCAGUACUGGCCAUUGGAGAAAGACUUCCAGGUGUGCUACGGAUCCCUCACUGUCACCAACCUUGGGGUGGAGAACCUGAACCAUUACAAGAAAACCCUUCUGGAGAUCUAUAACACUGAGCACAGAGAGAGGCGACUGGUGUCCCAUUUCCAGUACUUGAGUUGGCCGGAUUACGGCGUUCCUUCUUCAGCUGCCACUCUGAUCGACUUCCUGGGGGCGGUCAAGCAGCAGCAGAGGUUGGCGGCCAGUGCCCUGGGGCCUCGCUUCAAAGGUCACGCAGGAGGGCCGCCUAUGGUGGUCCAUUGCAGCGCUGGCAUUGGCAGGACAGGUACCUUCUGCGCGCUGGACAUCUGCCUCUCCCAGCUGCAGGACAUGGGCACGCUGAACGUGUACCAGACGGUGAUGCGGAUGAGAACGCAGAGAGCCUUCAGCAUCCAGACCCCCGAGCAGUACUAUUUCUGUUACACGGCCAUCAUUGAGCAUGUGCAGAGAGAGGGCCUGCUGCCCUCCACUCCCACACGGGCAGGCCAGGAGAAGAGCUAAUGGGGACGCAACCCAUCCCGAUGGCAGGGACUGGCUCUCCUGUCAGUCACGACCAGCCCACCUUCCUCACGACCAGUCCGGAUUCAGCAGAGCCUUCAGUAACCAAACUCCUUUGUCGUAGGGCUCCAACCUUUCCUUGGCUAGCUGGUUCUGAUGAAUCGCAGCUAGUAGCCACUGACUAGCGGCUCGUGGUCUUAACUAUUCGCACCUGCUGUUGAACUGUGCCUUAUUCAAACCAAAUUGUGGCUGCCACUUGCCAGGGGUAACUAGAGAUAAGUGGGAAGAGGAUCUGCUCCCUCAAUAUGAUUUCGUUUUUGUGGGACCACCUGAAAUCCACCUGGAGGACUUGACUUAAAGAAAUAUCCAUUUCCAGUACCAGCCUAGCCUUGGGCUUAGAAAAGGCACAUACGUCAGUCUUACCUGCCACGAGGUGUGUGUGUCUGUCUGUCUGUAUGUAUGUGUGUAUAUAAUAUAUACUCCAUUUGUUCAGGUCUAGCCUACAUAAGUAUUAUAUAGAUACAUAUAUACACGCACCUGGGUCUGGCUGCUCCUGGGGCUCAGUGUUGUAAUGUUGUCUCACUGCUGUGAUCUCUCCAGUGGCGAGUUAUAGCCUUGCCUUGUUAAUGGCGCUGUGAUGUUACUGGCUCUGUUUUGUUUGUUUUUUUUCUUUUCACUCCUCUGCUGCAGCUGUAGAAGACGCACGCUCGCUAGUAUACAUGCCUGGCGGUGUACGGACCACGGCGCGUAUUGCGCUGAUACAUUCCUGUUGGAUCGGAGUGGUGUGGAGAAGCUGCGCUCAGCCCAGCUAGAUCAGAGCGCAUGCUACAUCCCCGUGCCAGGGGUGGCGUGCAGGGGUUACACUGUCUCACCUGUCUUUUAUUUGGAGGAGGGGUCCUGGGGCUGAUCUUUUCCCUUGAGUGAGGAGUUGCAGACCUUCACUGUGAUGAGAGGACCCUUCCUUCCCAGGCUGGAGAUGACUCACCUGCUCACUAGGGGGCAGCGAUGGGUAGCAGUAGGUACGAAGUGCUGCAGGGCAGAGGGCUGUGAAGUGCUGUCAGAGUAAUUGGGCUUUACCAAGGAAGUCUGAACUCCAAUUGAUGGGGCUAAUUUACUUCUGCGCUAGAAGCUGUGCUUUUCCAGGGAGUCCCCCUCCCGCCUAUCUCUGCCAGGCAGACAUCAUCAGGAUGAGCUGCGGCUGCCGAGUGCCAAGCCAAGACCACCUUAAGGUAUAGAAGCCAAAAACCUGGAGCAGCUGCUUACCCCUUCCUUACUGCCCAGGCGGUGCCCGGCCUGCCAUUCAACGCACAGACUGCGCAACCCCAGUCCUCCCAAGUGCUGCUGGGAGAUCUGACCAUCACGCCCCUCCUUCCCCUCCCAGAGAGGUGAGGCUGGCAGCUGAGCAGACCUCAGUAACUUUAUACUGUAAUAAGCUCUCUGAAUGUGUACAUUCUUAUUUUUACAACCUUUUUGGUUUUGUAUUUAACGUUCACUUGAUCGAGCCAGAGCUGGAAAUCAUUGUAAAUGUUCCUAUGCGCUGUCGCAUGGCGAGACGGUUUUGUAUUUACGUAUAAAUAUACCUACAGACAAUCCGUACGUUUAGCUUCGUCAAUGCAGCCGCUUGGGGAAUGGGAAGGGGGAGUU
Molecule: messenger RNA, 4301 nt
Organism: Terrapene triunguis (Three-toed box turtle)
Lineage: Eukaryota; Metazoa; Chordata; Testudines; Emydidae
Gene: PTPN9
Product: protein tyrosine phosphatase non-receptor type 9
Exons: 13
Coding region: 906-2660 (584 amino acids)
Biological process (GO): protein dephosphorylation
Molecular function (GO): protein tyrosine phosphatase activity
Source: RefSeq, a predicted model, not a curated record